AUGGCGCACAAAGCUUUAAGGAAGCAAUUGGUUGAAGCAUUGGUAUUUUGGAAGCUUGAUCUUAACGACGUUGUAUUGUAUCCACUAUCUCAAUUUUGCUUGUUCGAUUACUGUUCGCCUGUCUGGGACAGUUGUGGGUUUGGGAGCAAAGCCUAUCUGGAUAAGCUAAAUAAACACACCGCAUGUAUUAUUGAAGGUAGAGGCAUAGGGGCCGAGGAGUUAAAAUCAACACUUGGCUGGUCCAGCGUAAAAGCACGCAGAAAAUAUCUCAAAUGCGUCUUAGUCCAUAAGUGUGUUCACGGAAUAGCGCCUUCGUACUUACUUUCAGAGUUUAGACACGCGCACCUUUUCCAUAACCUACAACACUAGAAGUCGUGAUUUGCUGCGCCCUCCCUUCGCAAACACUACUAAAUACCAAGGAAGUCUUCAGAAUAAACGGUGCUUGAACCUAUAACACCGUACGAGAAUGCCUGCGGUACACGUUGCCAUUGUGACUUAAUUAUUUUUCUAGUUUUAAUGUUUUAAUGUCCUUGUUUUUGUGUUGUGGGCUCCAUUUAAACUAUAAGCUCUGCAAAACUGGAUGCCCUGGAUGAAUAUUGAGUAAAAAAAAUCGCAAUAUCUUAAAGCAAAAUUGCAGCGAGUUCAAAGAUGCGCAGCAAGUUUCAAGAAGCGUUACGCAAGAAUACCUGACGUUAUG
Messenger RNA from Porites lobata, 697 nucleotides. NCBI's taxonomy places the organism in Eukaryota, Metazoa, Cnidaria, Anthozoa, Scleractinia, Poritidae. The record is from the annotation of a GenBank genome assembly.